Molecule: messenger RNA, 2269 nt
Organism: Pogona vitticeps (central bearded dragon)
Lineage: Eukaryota; Metazoa; Chordata; Lepidosauria; Squamata; Agamidae
Source: RefSeq, a predicted model, not a curated record
CUUCCGAAGUCUCUCCACAUGGGAGACGGAGGCGGGAGCCUCCAUUGGCGGCAACCCUCCUCCGAGCCCCUUGCUUCACCUUUCGAGGGAAGCAAGUUGCGGAGGCUGAGUCCGCCCCCACCUUUUACAAGCCCAGGUGAGGCAAAGGCGGAGCAAGGCGGCCCCUCCUCUCCUUGCUGGGCUCCUGGUGUUGCUGGCAGCUCCAACUCGACAGUUGAGAGAAAGUCGUGGCGGUGGGGAGUGGGAGGGAAAGCGGGCAUGGCGGAGUCGCAGCUGGUCUGCCUGGACAACACCUACGUGAGCGAAAGGGUCAGCGAGCACCACCCGCGCUACUACUACAGCGAGGAACAGCGCCAGGCCCUCGAGGUCCUUACAGCAAAAGGGGAGAAAGCCUACAAAGAGCGGCUGAAGAAAGAGCAGCUGCGCGACUUCCUCUCUAGCCGGGAGUUACAGGCCUUGAAGGGUGGCUGGAGCGCUUACGAUGCCCACCUCGACGGCGGCAAAACGCUCACGGGGCCCUCCGGGAAGCCCCUGUCACUGGCCUAUUGGCCCGAGUGCUCCGACACCGAGAUCCCUCCCCUGGACAUGGGAUGGACCCAUAACACCUUCUACCGGGGGGUUACGCGCUUGGCUCUCUUCACCCAGCCGCGCAAGGAAGACAACGCGCCUCACGUCAAGCAAGUGGCGCGCGAAAUGAUCCAGCAGGCGCAGAAGAUCAUUGCAAUAGUCAUGGACCAGUUCACUGACAGAGACAUCUUCCGGGAUGUUGUAGAUGCAGCAUACAAACGUCGGAUCCCCGUCUAUAUCAUCUUGGAUGAAGAAGGUUCUAAGUAUUUCCUGGAGAUGUGCAAAUGUAUGGAGCUCAGUGAUUUUCAUAUCCGGAAUAUUCGUGUGCGUUCUGUGACUGGAGUUGGGUUCUACAUGCCAUCAGGAAAGAUCAAAGGCAAUUUGGGUUCCCGUUUCCUGAUGGUAGAUGGUGAUAAGGUUCUAACAAUGUCUUCACUGUUUUACAGUUUCACCUGGACCUCCUCCCACAUAGACAGAAAUAUUCUCUUGUACUUGACCGGGCAGCAUGUGGAGAUGUUUGAUAUUGAGUUCCGUGAGCUCUAUGCCAUUUCAGAGGAGAUCAGCCUCUAUAAGGAGCUGAACAUCCCAUGUCCUUUCCGUCAAGGUAUUGGGAAACUAGGAUUUUCCUCCUCCACUGUGGCAAGGAAGGCCAUCAAUCCAAAAUAUGGACUAGUUGUGGGGGUUCCCCCAGGGGAAAUGAUGCGCUGGGCCUCCCGCCAGAGGCAGGAGUCACAAGGGAUACAAGAAGGAAGAGAAGAAGAAAGUGAGUCAAAUAAGCGACUGCAUGCAUUUCUGAAUGACCUUGUAACUGUGGAGCAGGUGCUUCCAAAUAUUGAGCCCCCACUUGAGGACCUGAAUAGAGCAAACUGGAGUCCCCAGAAGUUAUUUUCUCGUUUCCAUCUGGACCUGAGAUCUAAAUCCAAAUCCAGAGAGUCUGUCCGGGACCUCAGGAAGGAUGACAUUGCCAAUGGGGAGGCAGGUUCCAAACAAGGCAAGCGGUUUGGCAGUGGACUUUUCAGGAGGUCGAAGCGCCCAUCACCGUUGAAUGCUGACACCAACUCUGUUACCAGUGAGACUGCUGAAGACUUUGUGAUUGUAAAGGUACCAAAGGAAACCCAGACCAGCUUCCACUCUGUUAGUAUACGUAGUAGUGGAGGCAAUUCAGGUAAGAUGAGUCCAAGCUCUGUUUCAGGAGAAAAAAACAAACAGUCAGUCUGUGUGAUCUCAUGACUGAAGAACAACCACAAUGGCUAGAAAACUUAGAUGUCAAGGAGGCAUCUACGGGAAUAUGCAGCUGUGGGCUCCUUCCAAACCUGCUGUUUGACUUUCUUGCAAUGGUCUGUAUACCAACCACCGAAGUAUGCAAGAUAAUGGCGACACCUUUAUGUGUUGGAUUAAAUCUAUGGGAGAUUCUUGUGUGAAGAGAAAGCAGCAAGAAUUAAUAAAAACGAUAACUGGAUUUUAUAGUUUAAAUCUGACAUUCAUGCAGGAGAGUAUUCCACUUUUUUGUGGUGUUAUUUAAGUUUGUAUGGCUACAAACUUAAAAGAACAUUGUUACAUCAUUGAUUAUUAUACUUUUCUUUGUUGGAAAUUUAAAUAAAAAAUGAAAAGGUAGGCUCCAGAGAAGAUAGUCAAACAUGGUGAUUUUAUUUGUUUAGGGUACUCAAGCACCUCCACUCUUCCAUCCCUUUAAAAUUUACUA